Molecule: messenger RNA, 2365 nt
Organism: Chenopodium quinoa (quinoa)
Lineage: Eukaryota; Viridiplantae; Streptophyta; Magnoliopsida; Caryophyllales; Amaranthaceae
Product: ankyrin repeat-containing protein ITN1-like
Exons: 5
Coding region: 109-2154 (681 amino acids)
Molecular function (GO): protein binding
Source: RefSeq, a predicted model, not a curated record
GGCAAAAGCAUAAUUAAUCAUCAUCAUUACCUACUUAAUAAAACAAAAAUCAGCAAAUUUAAUUGAUCUUCACUCUUCAGUCAAGUAACAAGUGAAGUAAGAAAAAUAAUGUUGAAAACUCCACAGCCUACUCCUCCAGAUUCAUUGAACCAGGCACAUAUAAGUAACGACGUCAUCGUUUCAAUUCCGACAUUGAGUUUUCCUUCGAAUGAUGAUGAUCCACCACAAAGCCAAAAACAGGAGGAAAAAAUAACAAAAGAAGAUUUGUUGCACAAUGGAGUGCCUCUCUAUCAAGCUGCUCUGGAUGGUGACUGGGAGAAGGCGGAAAUGAUUUUCAAAGUAGAUAACAAGUGGAUGACUGCAAAAAUCACAAAACACGGAGACACAGCUCUUCACAUUGCAGCAGCAGCAAUGCACCUUGAUUUUGUAAAAAAACUGGCACGCCGUAUGCAUGAUAACAAUGUUGAUCUAACUUCAACUAACAUACAUAACAAUACGGCCUUUUGCAAUGCUGCAGCAUCCGGAAAUGUUGAGAUUGCAGAGGUGAUGGUGGGGUAUAAUGAAGAGCUACCAAAUAUUAGAGGUGCUGGAAAAAAAAAAUUGACUCCUCUUCAUAUGGCGAUUGUUUAUGGGAAAAGAGAGAUGGUGAAGUACCUUAAGAAGGUAACAGAUCACAAAAGGCUGACAGAUAAGGAUCGUAUUCAGCUGCUUACCAGUGCCAUAGAAGCUGGUUUGUAUGAUACAGCACUUUAUUUCAUACAGCAGUAUCCAGAGUUGGCACUCGAGAGGAACUCAAAGGAUGAGACUGUGCUGCACACCCUUGCUGCUCAAAGGCCUAUACGGAACAGCACUCACGACCAAAAUCCAUUGGGGAAACUUCUGGAAAGAUGGAUGAACGUGCGUAAUGAAGAAAGAAAGCAGGAGCAGGCAGAUGCACAGGAUGCAAUUAAAGUGACGGAGAUAGCCUGGAAAAAAGUCAUCGAAGAAGAUGAAGAUAUGGUCUCAGAUCUUGUUAAUAGACCAUGGCGACUAUUGUUUGUCGCGGCCAAAAUGGGGAAUGCUGACUUCCUAAGAACACUAAUUUAUAUUUAUCCUGAUGUAAUUUGGAAAGUUGAUGAAAAAAAUAGAACUAUAUUUCAUAUUGCUGUUGAAUAUCGACACGAGGAGAUCUUCAAGCUCAUACAUGAGUUUGGAAGCAUAAAAGAUCUCAUUGCUAGUUACAGGGAUCAGGAAGAAAAUAACAUGCUGCAUUUAGCUGCUAAGUUGGCACCUGCUGAUAGACUCAACUGCGUCUCAGGUGCGGCUUUACAAAUGCAACGAGAAUUAUUGUGGUUUGAGGCUGUCAAGAAAGUUGUCCAACCCCAAUAUGCUUCAGCUAAAAAUUACGUAAAAAAGAUCGCCCAAGAUGACAAGAACAGAGGUGAGUCUAUAAAGAAUGAGAAUAGAAGCGAAUCCACCCAAAACAAUGUAUCUGAACAUGAUGAGGAUACUAGUCAAUUGAGAAUGACCCCCCAAGCUUUAUUUACUAAAGAGCACGAGGACCUACGGUUAUCUGGAGAAGCGUGGAUGAAGAAAACAGCAGAAUCAUGUACUCUAGUGGCAACACUCAUUACAACGGUAAUUUUUACAGCGGCUUUCACCUUACCCGGUGGUAAUAAUCAAAAUAACGGAUCUCCAAUUUUGUUAAAUCAAGUAUGUUUCAAGGUCUUUGCAAUAUUCAAUGCAGUUGCAUUGUUUGCUUCCUCUACUUCCAUCAUCUUGUUUCUGUCAAUCCUGACAUCGCGAUAUGCAGAAAAAGACUUUCUUGAGGUACUGCCUUGCAAACUUAUGGCUGGCCUAACAUUUUUAUUCGUCUCCAUAGCAUCUAUGAUGGCUGCUUCCACUGCUACAUUCUUCAUCACCUUUCUACACAAUCCGAUAUGGAUUCCAGCACCUUUACCUGUACUAGCAGCUGUCCCAGUUGUGCUAUUUCUUCACCAGCAAUCUCCUCUUUUGUGGGAUAUAUAUAGUUCAAAAAAUAAAUCAUGGACAUUGAUUCAGCCAAGUGACAAUCGAACGCUUUUCUGGAGUAGUAAAAGUCCGAAAAUAAUGAAUAACAAGGAGGAGAAAACAUGUUAUUUCAAUUGGAGAAGACUGCAUAAUAAGUUGGAGUAGAUUUCAUGGUGUUGCAUCUUUGUCUGCUGUUCCAUUUUUCUUUAGAAAUGUUGCAUUUUUUAUCCUAAACUUUAUUUUUUUUCGUUUAGAUUUUUGCAAAAUUAUUAAUGUGUCUAGAAACUUUAUACUUUAAUUUUUUAAUUAUUAUAAUGGACUUUUAAAUUACAUUUUUCAUGAGACUUCUAUAUUUAAUUUCAAUUACCCUCAUUAA